This is a messenger RNA of Panicum hallii, 1333 nucleotides long. Its product is annotated as protein STAR1-like. Bases 55 to 1029 code for a protein of 324 amino acids. Gene Ontology annotation, biological process: phosphate ion transmembrane transport. Gene Ontology annotation, molecular function: ATP hydrolysis activity; phosphate transmembrane transporter activity; ATP binding. The record is from RefSeq and is a predicted model, not a curated record. Lineage: Eukaryota; Viridiplantae; Streptophyta; Magnoliopsida; Poales; Poaceae. Gene Ontology annotation, cellular component: membrane. The transcript has 2 exons.
CCCUCCAUAAUAAUCCAUCUGCUUUCUUCUCCUCUCACUCCUGGGGGAUCUCGAAUGGGCUCAGCUUCGCGUCAGCAGCCAUCCCAGACGAACCAUGGCGUCGAGCUUACCAUCUCACCGGCGUCUGGCCUGUCAGACGAAGACGACGAGGCCAGGGAGCUCCUGCUGGACGUGGGCGGGCUACUCGCCGGCGGCGGAGCAGCUGGGGCGGCGGCGGCGGGAGGUGCUGCUCCCUGCAAGAUACGGGUGCGGGGGCUGUGCCGGCGCGCGGCGGGUGGCCAGGAGAUCCUGCGCGGCGUCGACCUGGACGUGCCGCGCGGCGCGGUGGUGGGCGUCAUCGGGCCCAGCGGCAGCGGCAAGUCCACGCUGCUCCGCGCGCUCAACCGCCUCUGGGAGCCCGCGCCCGGCGCCGUGCUCCUCGACGGCGCGGACGUCUGCGGCCUCGACGUCCGCGCGCUCCGCCGCAGGGUCGGCAUGCUCUUCCAGCAACCCGCCAUGUUCGACGGGACCGUGGCCUACAACGUGCGCUACGGGCCGAUGCUGCGUGGCAAGAAGCUCACCGAAGCCGAAGUGCAGAACCUGCUGAGCCUGGCCGACCUGGACCCUGCCAUGUCCUCCAAGCCGGCCACCGAGCUGUCCGUCGGCCAGGCGCAGCGCGUCGCCCUGGCACGCACGCUCGCCAACGAACCCGAGGCAUGGGCGCCUACACGCUCCUGCUUAGCUUCUUCCUUCCAUUGCUCACCAUGGCAUCUCAUGCUCUUGCCAUUAUUGCUGCAGGUGCUCCUGUUGGAUGAACCGACGAGCGCGCUGGACCCCAUCUCCACGCAGAACAUCGAGGACACCAUUGUGCGGCUGAAGAAGACGAGGGGGCUCACCACGGUGAUCGUCUCCCACAGCGUGAAGCAGAUCCAGCGCAUCGCGGACCUGUUGUGCCUCCUCGUCGCCGGCGAGGUCGUGGAGGUGCUUCCGCCGUCCGCGCUGUCGGAUGCCAAGCAUCCGAUGGCCCGGCGUUUCCUCGAGCUCAGCUAGCUAAGGAUGAUCGUUCCGAGCAAGUGGAAGAUCGAUAGGAAACAAAUUUGAAUAACAUGUUAUGAAAAACUAGGGUCUUUUUUUUGUCAAAAAAUUUCUUUAAAAAAAUAAUAUAUUGAUGUUCCGGGUAGCAGAGAUGUGCAAUACUAAAUCUUGGUAGGAUAUAUGCUUUGCACUUUGCAGCAAAAGGAAGCAUAUGUUUAUACUGCAAGGAUGUAUUAUGGGAUUAUCCAAGGGUAUGUAAGAACUAUGGAAUAAUUGAUGCUGAUGUUCCAUGUAAAAUAGAUAUUUAAGAUUAAAUCAA